CGGCUGCCUAGUGUUUGUUGUUGGAACCCCACUAUCCUCUCCGCCAUCAGCGAAGCUCUCCUUGUGCCGCUCUUCUCCCUGGUGUAGUUCGACGAACUGGCGUUCUCGUGCUGACCACGACCUAAGAAUCUAGCCUCUUUUUUUCGCUGUCACUGACAGCGUUACAGAGGUUUCCUUAGCGAACCUCUGUCGGAAUUUCCACCGUCUCUUUUGAGGGUUUCUACCCUUUUUUGGAAGUGCAACGUUCGUCCAUUUUUGCUGAGGAGCCUUUAGCUUCUAGCAACAGCAACAGCAGAAACGAGACCUGCUAACAGCGGUUGUGAAUCUUCAUUUUUUUCCUACCGUGUAAACCACGUGGAAAAGGGCGGCAUGGAGAGCUUGAUGGGUACUCAUCUUAUUUUUGGUCAGCAGAACUUGCUGCAGCUUAAGCAGCUUCAGGCUGCUGCUACGGCACUAUCUGCCAGCCAGUAUCUUCCCGUUGACAUGAACCUGCUUCUGCAGCUUCAUAAUCUUUCCGGUAUCCAGAACGAUGUUCCUCUUCCGUCACUCGCUUCGGACGCGCGUCCUCGCCUUACGUGGACCGAUAAGGAGGAUUGCAUGCUGAAGGAGCUGAUUCGCCAGCACGGAACGAACAAGUGGGCUCUCGUUGCUUCUAAAAUCCGCACCAAGACGAACAAGCAGUGCCGUCGCAGGUGGCAGGCGUUUCUGAACGCCAUGGGAAACAAGGGCGUCUGGACUCCCGAGGAAGAUCAGAAGCUUCUCGAAGGUCACCGCCUGUACGGCAACCGCUGGACGGAGAUCGCUCGUAUGGUGCCUGGAAGGACCGACAACGCUGCGAAGAACCGGUUCGCGGCGUUGACGGCGAAGCGUGGUGGUGCCCUUCCUCCGGCUCAGGCCAAGUCGCAUUCCGAUUCGGACGUUUCCGAGAACGGCAGCGCGAGUCAGGUCGGCGAUUCGUCUUCCAUGUUGAGCGACAGACCAGCGAUGAAGAGGAGCCGAUCAUCCGAGUUUCAGUUGAUGGAUCGCGCGGUGAAACCCAAGGUGGAGCUCGAUCUAAACUCCGUCCCCAUGGCUGCUGCAGCAGUCGGCUCCCAGACCAGCAGCGCGUGCUCUGAGGUGGAGCAGUGCCUGGAAGGUUCCUUUCUUCCAGACCUCAACUCCCCUGUUCCUGAGCUGACGCUUUCGCUAUAGGUCAGGCGAGUGCGGUCGCUGACGAGUGAGCUUUCUGAUUAGUCUAGAGGUUUCUCUCGUGCAGGCUCAUGGCUCUAUUUGCCAUUUUUUUCCUGCCCGAAGAGGGUCUCUAGGCAGCUUCAGCAUCUCUAGUACAUGAAUCUGGUAGUCUCUGGGACGGCGGUUGUGUGCAUAGCUAGUUCCACCUUUGGCUUUUUCUUGUCUUCGUGCAAGUUCAUCCCUUUUGGGAAAUGCCAAUGGUCCUCUUUUCUCUUGCUGUGAUACAUUGGUUCUUAGGUU
This is a messenger RNA of Closterium sp. NIES-67, 1470 nucleotides long. The record is from the annotation of a GenBank genome assembly. Lineage: Eukaryota; Viridiplantae; Streptophyta; Zygnematophyceae; Desmidiales; Closteriaceae.